AUGUCUGAUCAGAGUGAUAGCCAGAAUAAGUCAGAAGAGCAGGUGAACCUGAGUGAGGGCACUAGUCCCUCUAGCAGUAAUGAUGAAGGCAGCAGAAGUACUCCUAGCAAUCUGCCUAAAGCUGCUACUAGGCAUAGGAGGAAGAGAAAUUCUAAGUCUGAAGAUGAAGACUAUGUGGCUGCUGAGGAGGAGGUGAGCUCCAAGAAAAAGGUUGUCAAGAAAGAGUUUGGCACAGUUGCAUCUACCAAAUCUGGUAUGCACAAGAAGGCUCCUGCAGAGAGAGUGCCCAUGUCAAAGGCCAGAGCCUCCACUCUUGAAACUUCCAAAUCAACUGGUGGAGAGGCUAUUGGUGAGGGCAAGAAGAAAAAGCAAAGGAAGAGAGGAAGAUGGUGCAAGAAAGUAGAUCCAAUGGCAGAAUUUGAAAAGCACUCAUCUGAUGAGGAUGAAGAAGAAGAGGAUCGCAAGACAACCCCCAAAGCUUCUGCUCCGGCUCCCAAGACUGCACCCAAGAGGAGCACAAGGAAUAUAUAUAUACCAGCUGCUGAAAAGAACAAGGCCCCAGUGCUUGAAACUGGAGUUGAAGAAGAAGAUGAUGCUGAAGCCCAAGUGCUUAGGAAGCUCAAGCCAAAGAUCCCUGACCAUGAUGAUAAUCAUCCAGUGGCAGAAAGCAUGAAGGUCAGAAAGGAUGCAGGUCUCAGACUAUGGAGACAAUGUGAUCCAUAUGCUGUGAGGAGAAUGACUGCUGUGGAUUACAGGUUCCACACCAAGGAGCAGCAGGACUUCUAUGAAACCAUUUUGCUUGAUAAGAAGCCAAUUGUCUGUGAUAUGAAGUGGGCAGAUUGGAAAUAUAUUGACAACAAUGAAGACCAUUUUCCAGGAGUGCAUGUGUAA
Molecule: messenger RNA, 891 nt
Organism: Aegilops tauschii subsp. strangulata
Lineage: Eukaryota; Viridiplantae; Streptophyta; Magnoliopsida; Poales; Poaceae
Source: RefSeq, a predicted model, not a curated record